Trichomycterus rosablanca is the source of this 4698-nucleotide messenger RNA. RefSeq lists its product as uncharacterized. The record is from RefSeq and is a predicted model, not a curated record. The transcript is spliced from 14 exons. NCBI's taxonomy places the organism in Eukaryota, Metazoa, Chordata, Actinopteri, Siluriformes, Trichomycteridae. The coding region runs from base 50 to 1885 and encodes 611 amino acids.
UGUUAACGGGUUUGUAAAUGAAUGAGCAAAACUGGAUUGAAAUUAGAGAAUGACUGGAUACAGUGAACAGUCUUUGUUCUUCGUCCGCGUUCCAGACCUGAGGAAACUCUGUAGUGUUUUUUUGUCCUUUCACAGUUCCUCGUAUGCAGCUGAUGCAGGAGAGCUAAGAAACAAUCAGGUGAAAACCUGCAGACAACUUUUGCAUUUGUAUUCUGAUAUUAUUGCAUGUCCUGUACUUGGUGCUUAUGGUGGGAUCACUGUUGUGAUGGCUAUAACCUUUUUUAAGAAAGGGGUCAUCCAGAUAUAUGCACAGAGCCACAGUCUUCAGAUUGGUUUACCUCAGCAGGUUCUGCCCAGCAUGUUUCAAACAUGUCUGUCUUACUCCCUUACUGCCAGAUUAGCCCCAAAUUGGAAUAAAGUGGGCCAAUACCUCAUCGAAGGGAGGGACUUCCUGUCUGAUGUAGGAAAGCGAAUUGCUGUUGUCCUGGAGUUGAGUGUGAAUGAGACUGAAGUGUGUGUCAGUGUGGAGGCUUGCACUGUAAGACUUCCCCCUGCAACGUUCAAGGACUUUGAUGUGCCUGCGCUUGUGAUGGAGAAAUUCCUAAGCAGCAGAGAUGCAGUUCUUCACACAAGGAUGCCAAAUAACUGGUGCUUUGUUCUGCCAAGCAUGAAGAAGGGUCAGGUGAUCAGCAUCAGUCGCACUUUGCCAGUGGAGUGUCCAUUUAAUUUAUAUGCUGAGCUUCAGAAUCACUGGAACAGCAUGUAUGGAUAUCAGCUGCCUCCAUUGACUCAGGAUGAAGUAGUGUAUUGCAGUGUGUAUUUUAAACCGAUUGGUGAGAAGCUUUUCACAUACCCACUGAGCUGUAUUCGCAUUCAGCCAGUGCAGUGUUUUCCCCGAGUAAACCUGCAGGGAGCGCUCGAAACCUUUUUAUCAGAUGUGGCGACGCUGUUGGAGAACGUCUGUGGCUUUACUGCACGAAUGACCAGCAAACCCUGCUACCAUACUACCAAACUGAGCACACCUAGUCUGCAGGAAUCAGGGACUCCUUCUGCUAACUUGACCAGAAAAAGCUCUAGCAGGCUUGUUUUGACCCAGCUCCCCAGUGUCUGUCCCUCAGAGAGGUUGCCUCUUUCUCAGUUGCUGCCUUUUCCGUGCGCACUGAGUCAGCCUGUAGGUCUGAACUACUUCAGACAGACAGACACAGUGAGAGGACAUGGAAAUAAUCAAAACCCCAGCACAACUUUAUCAUUAUCUCAAUGCCACGGCCCUGAGACACAGCAGUGCCGUCUAUCCCUCCCGUCAUUAACCUCAUCCUCCCCUCUUUCAGCAGUCCUGCCCUCACAUAGCAACACUCAUCCUGCACCACCAGUGCCCAAACUGGUUCCCAUUUUCAAAAACAAGUUGCUCACCCGGGAUGUUAAUGUCACUCAGAUUCUAGCUGAGAAAAAACUGCAGAAGCAAGCAGAGGCACAGAGACCUCACUUCCUUAUCUCAUCUCCUUCAUCCUCAUCUGGCCCAUCCACCUUUCCUUCUAUAGUCAGCCGACCAUCUGCUCCAAGAGUGUCACUGCCUUACUUUAAGAACCGUAAAGGAAAGCCAAGUGUCUGCACUACACCAGUACAGCCACUAUCACAAAUCCAACCUGCAGCCAUGACUAGGAUCCCCAACAAGAGAGGGGGUGAGAUGUUUCAGGUACAUCCAAAGAAGCCCAAAGUCAAUAUACAGGAUGUGGAUGUGGUGAAACUCGCAAGAAGUAAUCAGCUGGAAAAGGUCAACGCAGCUACUUUGCAGGCCUGGCUAAAAGGUCGAGGGGUCACGGUGUGCUCAAAAGACAAGAAGGAGAACCUGAUGUCAAAGGUCAUGCAGUGUCUGAGUGAACCAUGAAGCUAAGUCGCUAUCCAGACCUCUCUUGCUGGUUUAGGAUUUCUCUAUUAGGUAAAUACCACAGCAGGAUCUUUGUCUACUGAGUUUUUUCUCAUAUCAUUCACUAAGAGAUUAACAGGAGUCUAAAAAUUGAGCCAUGUUCCUUUGAUCUAACACUUAAUCUUUUAUCGGGCAUUAAGCAGGGCGUUAUGUUUUGCUCUAUGCAGAUAGGACUUAACUGGACAGCAGAGGUUUGUCAGCUCUGUUCUGUUAUGUGUUUAUAGUUUUACUGAGGUUUGAGUGCAUUUAAGAACCUGUUAAAGAAAAAGUUUGGCCAAAAAGGAAAUACAUGCAUUUCACUCUCUCAUGUGACGUCAAUAAGAAGAGAUAUUUUUCACUUCUUUAGUUUGGCACUGUAGCUAUGAGGCUUAUGUAUCUGAUUUAGCAUUCAGCAGAUGUCUUUAAAGCAAUUUAUUUAAUGAAGGGUUAAGGGCCUUUCUCAGGAUCCCAGCAGUGGUGCUUGAACCAUCAGUGUUCUGAUUACUUGUCCUGUACAGCAGGACUAGUAUGUAGGACCCCAUGUAGGGUCGCCUAUGUUGCAAAUGAGGAUGGAGUAGAUUUUUACAAAUCUGUGCAUAUAUAUUUCUAAACAAAUAAACCUAAUUUAUGGAUUGUUUCAAAUUACUAAAUGAAUGUUCAACAGCAUUCGAUUAUUUUAUCACUGGUGUCUAUUUAUUUUUAUUUGGGCGCUCCUUCCAUGUUUAGAAACGUUUACAUUUUGGCAUUUAGCAGAUGCUUUCAUCCAAAUUGACUAGACACAUUGCAAGCAAUUGAGGAACAGUGCCGACCUGGCAUUGGUGGGACUUGAACCAGCAACCUUCCAAUGAGUAGUCCAGUACAUUAACUGCUAAACUAUGUGAAACACACCCAGUCUAAUGGUCUCUUAUGUUUGGUUGGAUUUGGUUAUAAUGGCUGUUGUGGUAAGGUCACAAUAAUGUGGCCAAAAAAGUAGAAGUAAACCCUGCAUUACUGCCUCCAAUUUAGAAGAGUGAAAACUGUAUGCACAACACAUUUUGGAGCCAGAAUCACACUUUCUCAGCACGGUUUUAUGUCAGUCUACCUAUCCGACUCAGGUAGGACAUGUCUAAACUAAAUAUUAAAACAGGAAUUGCUAGACUGUUCGGCCAUCCUCUUUAUACAUAGCCAACCGUCCAGCAAUAGCGAGCUAGCUUAUUUUAUCACUGUGCCACCCAAGCGCCUGUAAAUCUGAUGAUAAUACAGUUCCAAUUUUGUUCAUUUAUUUAAACGAUCUUAAUAUCUGCUUUAUGCCGAUUAGAGUUACGAUGCAUCUGGAGCCAACCCAGACUUGAGAGGAACACACCCUGGACAGGACAUUGGGCAUCACAUGCUCACCAGAUUACUCCCUCAUGCACACGUAGGGGCAAUUUAAAAAAGCAAAUCCUGCUAGUAGCCUGUUUUGGGCAGGCUGUCAGAAACAAAACAUACAGGGAAAACAUACCAUACACAUAACUGGUAUAAAAAGGAUUAUAGGGUUUUAUGCAAACAGUUUAUUAUUUAAUGCAUUGCACAAAUAGUAUUGCAUGGCCAAACUGUAUUUUGGUGGUGCAGCAGUCUAAUGCAGUCUAGCCAACCACCACAGAAAACUGAGUUUAAGUCUUAGCAGUACCAGCUACAUUACUGCUUCAUACUUCCUUCUUGCCACCACAAGAACUGACAUAAAAACUGGUUGGUGAAAAAAAUUUGACUAAUCGCUUCAGCUGUGUUGAAAAAGUGCAGGGGAAUUGCAAAUGACAAAAUUGGGAUAAAGGGGGAAAGGUCUAAACUUCCCUUAAUUGUUACCUACAUUAGUCUGAUAGCUCCAGUGCAAAGCUAAAAAAAAUCAAAUUUUGAUGUAUAUUGGCUUGUUUUAUUGGAUGUACAUGUAGAACAGUGGAAAUUCAUUGUUUAGCAAAGUAUUCGUAAAGCAAGGUUAGGUUAGAAGUGUUAAAGCAAUGUAACAACAUAAUUGUGUAGCAAAAUGAGGCCAUAGUUCGAUAAAAUAUAAAUGUGUAUUGGUUUGUGAUGUAGGCUGUGCUGUUUUCUUCUCACGUUCAUCUUUAAAUCUAACACUUGGAGAAAAAACAUGGUCUGAAAGCCAAAAGCAUUUCAGAUCAGAGAAUCUCAGAUGAGAGCUGGUGCUGCAUGCUGCUGCCUCACUGCCGUGUUUAAUGUAAGUAUAAAAGGCUCCCAGUUCCACUAAUGAUACAUUCGAUGACAGAGAGCUGCGAGCCAGACGAUUUUUACUGAAAUGGAAAUUGGCCUGUGCCACCUUGAUGGCUAAUGACGGAAGCUUUUAGAGGGCCCAGUGUCAGCCGGCCUUUUUACUGCUUCUCACCUAACAAAGGCUAAUGACAAGGAACAAAUCUAAUUCAGCCAGCUAUGCAGCAUGGAGAGUUCAUUCAGAGGUUACAAUGGGUUUUGUGCAGGUGUUAUAAUUUGUUUAAGCUUAAAAGUGAUCGCCUUUUUCAACAUCAAACUUCAAAAUCGAAAAUUUGAAACAUCACUGUUCCCUUUGUUUAGGAAUCUGAAUAGUUUUAUAUUUCUGUAUGGUUGUACAGUCUUGUCAUAAUACCUUAUGAAUAUGAUUUUUGUUUGUGAGUUUGUGUUUGGUUUUAGAUUACCAGUAAAUUCGAAGAUUUGCACUAAGUCAGUUCAGUUGCUCUGCGUCAGGGUGUUUUAGCUUAUGUGUGCAUGAAUGCCUUAAACCAUUUUUUAAUUCAUGUCAGAGUCUAUCUUUUAUUGGAUUAAAUUGGUGUGUUUUUCUUCUGCUUUCA